This is a messenger RNA of Drosophila mauritiana, 961 nucleotides long. RefSeq names its product flavin reductase (NADPH). The transcript is spliced from 2 exons. Bases 173 to 787 code for a protein of 204 amino acids. Lineage: Eukaryota; Metazoa; Arthropoda; Insecta; Diptera; Drosophilidae. The record is from RefSeq and is a predicted model, not a curated record.
GUACAUUCAUUGCUACGGGUGAGGUGAGAAUGCGAGGCAAUCGCGCUGGAUUCACUUGUGAAUUGGAAAUUUGAUAGAUAAGUUGCGCUUGGAGCACAGGUGAAACUGCACUUUUGCAAACCAACGACUGGACUAAACGCAUUUCAAUCGGAAUUAAAGAAUCAGCUGAAUUAUGCAACGCAUUGCUAUUAUUGGAGGAACCGGCAUGACCGGCGAGUGUGCCGUGGAUCACGCCCUGCAGAAGGGUCUGUCGGUAAAAUUGCUAUACCGCAGCGAAAAGACAGUUCCAGAACGCUUCAAGUCCAAGGUUGAACUGGUCAAGGGAGACGUGACCAACUACGAGGAUGUGCAGCGCGUUAUCGAGGGCGUGGAUGCGGUGGCCGUCAUCCUGGGCACCCGCAACAAGCUGGAGGCCACCACGGAGCUAUCCCGCGGUACCGAGAACCUCAUCAAGGCCAUGAAGGAGGCCAAACUGACCAAAUUCUCUAUUGUCAUGUCCUCGUUUCUGCUGCGCCCACUCAACGAGGUGCCCUCUGUGUUCCACCGCCUAAACGAGGAGCACCAGCGCAUGCUGGACCUGACCAAGGCCUGCGAUCUUGACUGGAUCGCCAUUCUGCCGCCGCACAUCGCCGAUGAACCGGCCACCGCCUAUACCGUCGUCCACGACGAGGCCCCCGCUCGUCUGGUGUCCAAAUACGACCUGGGAAAGUUCAUUAUCGACAGCCUGGAGCAACCGGAGCACUACCGCAAGGUUUGCGGCAUUGGCAAAAGCCCCAAAAGUGCCUAGAACUAUCUAUCAUCCAAUGGGAUUGUGACCAAUUGCAGCUGAUCAUUGAAGACGUACAAAUUAAAUUUGAUAUUCCUAUCGUAGUCCUCUAUAGUUCGCCAAUUGCAUGCAUACCCGCAUCCGUAUAUACGUACUGUGAGCGCACAAUAAACUUUCCAUUUUAGAAGAUCCGAA